This is a messenger RNA of Aspergillus uvarum CBS 121591, 1151 nucleotides long. Its product is annotated as cupin domain-containing protein. The record is from RefSeq and is a predicted model, not a curated record. Bases 29 to 994 code for a protein of 321 amino acids. The transcript has 3 exons. Gene Ontology annotation, molecular function: dioxygenase activity. Lineage: Eukaryota; Fungi; Ascomycota; Eurotiomycetes; Eurotiales; Aspergillaceae.
CCAGAGUACAUCUAAUCUCAAAUACAAGAUGACUUCGACUCCUUCGCAGACAAUUGCUUCUUUGAAGGAAGAGCUUGAAGCAUCCUCUCAUGGCAACAAUUAUCAACCUCUCUGGACCGUUUUCGGGCAAAUGGUGCCUCCCAAGCCCAAUCCCCGCGCCGUGCCAGCUAUUUGGCGUUAUGAUCAAAUGAGGCCAGAUCUGAUGAAAGCCGGGGCCAUUAUCACCGCAGAGGAGGCCGAGAGACGAGUCCUGAUGCUAGUAAAUCCAAAUAUGGAUGCACCUCACACGACAGAUACAAUCUAUGGCGGUCUACAACUCGUUCUUCCCGGGGAAACAGCCCCGGCACACAGGCAUGUCGCGUUUGCCCUCCGCUUCAUUAUCGAAGGCAACGACGGGUUCACGGCAAUUGAAGGCCAGAAAAUUCGUAUGGAAACAGGAGACGUGAUUCUGACUCCCUCGUGGUGCUGGCACGAUCAUGGCAACGAGGGCAAGGACCCGAUGAUUUGGCUUGAUGGCUUGGACUUACCGCUGUUUCAACGUUUCCCUGUCAACUUCGCUGAGGAAUACACCGAGAGUCGUUAUCCCGCCUUAGACUCUGAUGACAGCCCCAUUCGCUUUCCCUGGAGAGACGUCGAGGCCGUGUUGGACGGCGCGCAACUCCCAUAUGCUGUUCAUCAUUACCAAAGUAAAGGAAAGAGUUACCUUUCGGAUACAAUCAGUGCACAGGCGGAGCGAUUGAGUCCAGGCUAUACCACAGUACCUUGCCGAGAGACUUGCUCAUUUCUCUAUCACGUAAAGAGCGGCGAGGGCGUCUCCAAGCUCACUACGGCAGACGGAAAGGAGCAUGAGAUCCAAUGGAAAGCAAAGGACACAUUUGCGGUACCCGCGUGGUGUCGCACUCAGCACACAUGUUCUUCAGAAGAGCCAGCCUACCUAUUUGCGAUCAAUGACCGUCCCAUGUUGGAGUCAUUAGGGUUCGUCAGACGAGACUAGAGUCCAUCGCUGAAUUUGCAUCGGGAGCCUACUUUCUGGAGACUGAUCACUACUGUCUGAGCCAUCCUGGGGGUUUUUAAGUGCUAUUAAACCAGGAGGAAAAGAUGAUGGUUUAGCAAUCAAAUACUUCUCAGUAUUCUCAUGGAUCAAAUUUGGU